AUGACCACAGAUAGACAUCUUCUCAAGGAGCAUGGAGUUGACCAUGUAUAUAGAGUGAAAGAAUUGGAAGAAAGUGAAUCAUAUGAGCUUUUUAAUUGGGCUGCAUUCAACCAAGCAUGUUUGCCAGAAGGUUUUGCUGAACUUUCUAGACAGGUAGUUGCUUAUUGUGGGGGAUUGCCUCUUGCUCUUGAACUCCUUGGGUUGUAUUUGCAUGGAAGUGAAGUACUUAAGUGGAAAGGUGUGUUGAGGAGCCUCGAAAGAUUUUCCAUUCCAUCUGGACAACUAGUAGAAGCCCUAGAAAAAAGUUUUCGAUAUUUGAGUGAUGAAGAGAAACAAAUAUUCCUCGAUAUAGCAUGUUUCCUUAUCGGGAUGAACCAAAAUGAUGUACUACAAACAUUAAACAUGUCAAUGCAAUGCACAACUCUUCAAAUAAGUCUCCUUGAAGACAAGAGCUUUGUAACCAUUGAUGAGAAUAACAAGCUUCAAAUGCAUGUUAUGCAACAAGCCAUGGCAAGAGAUAUCGUUACAAGGCAAUCAAGUAAGAAGACUGAUCAGAUGAGUGGGUAUCUCCCAAGCAAUAUGGGGCUCUUUGACAGACCCCCUCACGCUAGCACUACUAGGCUUGUGAGAAGUGCUGAUAUCAAGAAUAUUGUUGAACGUGUCACCCGUUUCCUAGAUAAGACAGAGUUAUUCGUUACUGAACAUCCGGUGGGUGUAGAAUCUUGUGUGGAAGCUUCCACUAAGCUACUUAACAUCCAGAAUUCAGAAGAUGUUUUACUUCUAGGGAUAUGGGGAAUGGGGGGUAUGGGCAAGACAAACAUUGCCAAAGCCAUUUACAAUCAAAUUGGGAGCAAAUUUGAGGGAAGGAGCUUCCUUCUGAUUAUAAGGGAAUUUUGGGAGACAUGUAUUAAUCUAGUUUCUCUACAGCAACAGGUACUUUGUGAUGUCUACAAAACAACGACAUUCAAGAUACGUGACAUAGAAUCAAGGAAAAAUAUACUGAAGGAAAGACUUGCCCAGAGCAAGGUACUUCUUGUGCUUGAUGAUGUGAAUGAAUUGGAUCAGCUAAAGGCUUUGUGUGGAAGCUAUGAAUGGUUUGGUCCAGGGAGUAGAGUAAUCAUCACCACAAGAGAUAUGCAUCUUCUUAGAUCGUGUAGAGUUGAUCGAGUGUAUGCAAUACAAGAAAUGGAUGAAAGUGAAUCUCUAGAGCUUUUCAGUUGGCAUGCGUUCAAGCUACCAAUUCCAGUAGAAGAUUUUGCUGCACAUUCAGAAGAUGUGAUUGUUUACUCUGGGAGAUUGCCGCCACUAGCACUUGAAGUUCUGGGGUGCUAUUUGUCUGACUGUGAAAUAACAGAGUGGCAGAAUGAUAGCGAUUUUCGCAAGUGUACGAAAUCGUUCAAGUAG
This is a messenger RNA of Medicago truncatula (barrel medic), 1404 nucleotides long. Its product is annotated as TMV resistance protein N. Lineage: Eukaryota; Viridiplantae; Streptophyta; Magnoliopsida; Fabales; Fabaceae. Gene Ontology annotation, biological process: defense response. Gene Ontology annotation, molecular function: ADP binding. The record is from RefSeq and is a predicted model, not a curated record.